AUGAGCUUAGAUCGCCAAGAUGCUGUGCAGAAAAAGAGUUGGAAGGUGCAGCAAAACCUACCUUACCGAACCUUUCCAAGUUUCCCUCUAGUUCAAAUCCAGUCAAGUGAACAGCCCCCUUCAGUUUGGGUUCGUACUAAAAAGAGUCUCGCCGAACCAGUGGUGGCUGCAUUUAUGGCUGGUGGAGUGGCUGGCGCAGUUUCCCGAACAAUAGUGUCACCACUCGAACGAUUAAAAAUUCUUCUCCAAAUUCAAAGUGUCGGUCGAACGGAAUACAGAUUAUCAAUCUGGAAAGCCUUGGUGAAGAUGGGGCGGGAAGAAGGCUGGCGGGGCUUCAUGCGAGGAAAUGGAACAAACUGUGUUCGCAUUAUUCCCUACUCUGCGGUACAGUUUGGAAGCUAUAAUUUCUACAAGCAAUUUGUAGAGUCGCCCGAUGGUGAGAUGACCCCGAUGCGUCGCCUUAUCUGUGGAGGUGUUGCCGGCAUCACCUCGGUAACCAUCACCUAUCCUUUGGACAUUGUUCGAACCCGACUUUCCAUUCAGUCUGCUUCAUUUGCCGAUCUUGGAACCAGAGAUCCUGGCCAAAAAUUGCCAGGCAUGUUCGCCACAAUGGUCAUGAUCUAUAAAAAUGAGGGUGGGACAAAGGCUUUAUAUCGUGGAAUUACUCCGACAGUUGCCGGAGUAGCCCCAUAUGUGGGACUUAAUUUCAUGACUUACGAAUCGGUGCGCAAGUAUCUGACACCGGAAGGCGACAAAAACCCUAGCUCCUAUCGAAAAUUGCUGGCUGGCGCGAUAUCUGGAGCAGUUGCCCAGACCUGUACCUAUCCUUUUGAUGUGCUACGUCGGCGAUUCCAGAUCAACACAAUGUCGGGAAUGGGCUACCAAUACACCUCAAUAUGGGAUGCUGUGAAGGUCAUUGUGACUGAAGAGGGACUACGUGGACUCUUCAAGGGGAUAGGGCCGAAUCUUUUGAAAGUUGCUCCUAGUAUGGCCAGCAGCUGGUUGAGCUUUGAACUGACUCGUGAUUUCUUUCCGAAAGUCAAGGAUCAAAAACCUCCUGCACUUUCCAUACGGGUGCGACAGCAAGCUAUUUCCCGGGAAGUCGAUCAAUACACAGCCAUGGGUAUCGACCUGGACCGCCACCAUGUGCGGAGCAGCCACCGCAAGGCUCCCAAGAGCGACAACGUCUACUUGAAGGUUCUGGUGAAGCUCUACCGCUUCUUGGCUCGCCGCACCGAGUCCAACUUCAACAAGGCCGUCCUCCGCCGUCUCUUCAUGUCGAGAAUCAACCGCCCCCCGGUUUCCCUUUCUCGCGCUGUCUCCAACAUCAGCGAGGCACAGAAGGGCAAGACCGUCGUCGUUGUCGGCACUGUCACCGAUGACAACCGCCUUCUGACCGUCCCCAAGCUGUCGAUCGCCGCCCUUCGCUUCACCGCUACCGCUCGCGCUCGCAUCGAGAAGGCUGGUGGUGAAACUUUGACUCUGGAUCAGCUUGCUCUCCGCGCUCCUACCGGUGCCAACACCCUCCUUCUGCGUGGACCCAAGAACGCUCGUGAGGCCGUGAAGCACUUCGGCUUUGGUCCUCACACCGAUAAGAAGCCUUACGUGGGUAGCAAGGGCCGCAAGUUCGAGCGGGCUCGUGGUCGCAGAAGGUCCAAGGGUUUCAAGGUUUAA
Penicillium coprophilum is the source of this 1674-nucleotide messenger RNA. Its product is annotated as Mitochondrial carrier protein. Bases 1 to 1674 code for a protein of 557 amino acids. The transcript has 9 exons. Gene Ontology annotation, biological process: transmembrane transport. The record is from RefSeq and is a predicted model, not a curated record. NCBI's taxonomy places the organism in Eukaryota, Fungi, Ascomycota, Eurotiomycetes, Eurotiales, Aspergillaceae.